Molecule: messenger RNA, 2481 nt
Organism: Diorhabda sublineata
Lineage: Eukaryota; Metazoa; Arthropoda; Insecta; Coleoptera; Chrysomelidae
Product: luc7-like protein 3
Exons: 1
Coding region: 134-1234 (366 amino acids)
Biological process (GO): mRNA splice site recognition
Cellular component (GO): U1 snRNP; U2-type prespliceosome
Molecular function (GO): mRNA binding
Source: RefSeq, a predicted model, not a curated record
GUCGUUAGAUAAGCUCAAAAAGAACAAUUAAAAAAGAAGAAGAUAUAUUUAAAAAUGUCUGGCAUUAGCUUCAGCGUUUUAUCAAUGCAGUUUUUUUAACUGAAGUGUCGUAAGUUUCACAAUCAAUUAAAAUAUGGCUGUCAUAGCAGCUGCCCAACUCUUGGACGAGUUAAUGGGUAGAAAUAGAAACGUAGCACCUAACGAAAAAUUCAAGGAAGUGAACUGGGAGGAUGCCGAAUAUUGCAAAUUUUUCUUAGUCAAGUUUUGUCCCCACGACUUAUUUGUAAACACAAGAAACGAUCUAGGUGCCUGCCCUAAAGUCCACGAUGAAGAAGCUCGAAAAUUAUUCGAAAAAGCUAAACCGAUUCAUCAUAGAAAACUUCAAUACCAAGAAGAUUUCCUUCGGUUUUGUGCUUCCAUGAUGAACGAUGUCGAGCGCAGAAUUAUCAAAGGUAAGCAAAGAUUAGCUUUAAAUGCGAGUGCUAAGGAAACCCCACCUUCCGCUCAAUCUCAACAAAAUGAAGAGCAGAUAAAUAUCUUGAAUGAAAAGAUAGAGGAUUUAGAAGCACAAGCAGAAAAAGCCGGUACAGAAGGUAAUGUAGAGCACGCCCAAGGGAUAUUAAAACUUUGUGACCAACUUAAAGAAGAAAGAGACGCUCUACUCAAACCGGAAGGUGUUCAAUCCAGCACAGCCGAACUUGCAGCUGCACAAGAAAAACAAAUGGAAGUAUGUGAAGUUUGCGGUGCGUUUCUUAUCGUAGGAGACGCCCAACAACGUCUAGAAGAUCAUUUAAUGGGAAAACAACACAUGGGGUUCUCUAGAAUGAAAACAGCCGUAGAUGAAAUAACAGAAGCGGUCAGAGAAGCCAGAGAAAUGUUAUAUGGCGGAAGAUCUUCAGACAAGAGAGAAAAAGAUCGCUUAAAAGAUUUUUCAAGAAAAGACAAACAAAAGAAAGAACGGGAUUACGAAAAGGAUCUAGAAAAAGCUCGAUCGGAACAUAGAGAAAAAGAAGAAAAAGAAAAGGAGAACGAACGGGAUAGAAGAGCUAGGGAAAAAUUAAAAAUGGAAGAACGUAAUGAACGAAGAGAAACUCAUCGAGAAAGAGAACCGCAUAGGGAAAAAGAUCGACACAGAGAGCGCGAUCGGGAACGACACAGAGAUAGGGAAAAAGAAGAAAGAAGACAUAAAGAUACUAGUCGUCAUCGAUACAGUCACCAUAGGCGUAAACAUUAAAUAUCAGUAAAUUUUUUUUCAAUACAGGUGCCUGUCCUGUGGGAUGUAUCUCAUGUUUAAUCAGAAUAAUGCAGGUUAGUGAAUAUUAUAAACUUCUAAAAUAAUGAACUAUAAUAUCAACUUUAAUUUGUAAAAUCUAAUUGAAUAUAUAUAUUAUCCAGUCUACUUCAUUUUUAUUCAUAUCGUAUCAAAUUUUUACCUUUGAUUUUUAUUUAAAAUCCAAAUUGAAACAUUCGUGUUGAACUUUUAAACAACAAAUAUUAUUAUUUUAAUAUUGAUAUUUAUCGAUUUACGUGUUUACAACCCUUAAUUUUAAUUUUUUACAAUCCUAUAUAUUUUUAUAACCUAACUUAAAAAAAACAAAUUAAUUUUUUUCUUUUAUGUUUCAUUUAAAAUCAAAAUAUAAUCAUAAAUAUACUGUGAAGUUCAAAAACAGUUUAUACUCAUUCACCUAGUUACAUAGUUAGCAUAAUUAUUAUUAUAAUAUAUACAGGGUUGUUGAAAAAAAUACAAUUCCACUUUAAAAUAUUACUCAAAUACACUACUUUUUAGUUGUUAAAAAUGUCAGUUAUAAAACAAUAUAAUACAAUUUAAACUAAUAUUUUCAUUUCUUUUUAUAUAAUUGUGGAACUAUUUUAAUAUUAAAACUUGAUUUCGAGUUGAUAAUUUAUUUCAAAAUAUGCAUCAGUACUAUGGAUAACAAAUUAACGCCAUACUUUACGUGCGUCGACGCCAUGUUGAAAAUAUUGUUCAAUCAUAAUGUAUAUUUUACUAACUAUAAAAAAAUGCUGAUAUAAGAUAUAAUAAUAGUGAAUUAUGUUAUUUUUUUCACAAAAUUUAACUAUUUUGAUGAUGUUUAAAGAAAUAUUUAAAACAAAUUUUCUCCUAUAUAAUUUUUGUGUAUACAUCACCUAUAAAAUAUGGCGUCGAUUUGUUAACGUCAUUACAAUGUACUCACUAAGUUAUCAGGAUAAUUCUGUUAUAUACGAAGGAUUUGAACAAGGAUAACGCGCACAGGACUAGGUCUUAAAUAUAUAAAAAAAUCGUUUGUAAUAUUUCUUUUUUAUGAAAAAAUUUUUGUUCGUUAUUUAAAUCUGUAUUCUAAUUAUAGAAAGUUCUAUUUCAAGAUAUUUUUCAUGAAAAUAUUUUGAGGUUAUCUUUGAUAUUAUACGCAUGAUUUCAUUGUUUUUUUUGUAUUUACCAAAAUUUGUAAAUGAAGUUAAUAAAAAAAAACUUUAUUGUCGCAA